Messenger RNA from Myotis myotis, 4833 nucleotides. RefSeq names its product EH domain binding protein 1 (gene EHBP1). Gene Ontology annotation, molecular function: protein binding. Bases 543 to 4319 code for a protein of 1258 amino acids. The transcript has 27 exons. The record is from RefSeq and is a predicted model, not a curated record. Lineage: Eukaryota; Metazoa; Chordata; Mammalia; Chiroptera; Vespertilionidae.
CGGGUGGGGGACGGCCGCGGGGCGACUCCGUCCGGGAGGGGGCGGGCGUGAGGCGCGCCGUCCGCCCGAGGGGCCGCAGACCCGGGCUCCCUCGAGCGCCACGGCUGGCUCGGCUGUUCCAUGUGGCUCCGGCGGGGAUGGAGGACUCGGUGGCGGUGGCGGCGGCUGCUGCUGUGGCGGCGACGGAGGAGCGGCGCUGAGGCGGGUACGGGGCUAGACUCAGCCCGACAGCGGGAUGAGAGUUCUCGGAAUACACGUCAUAUAGCCCCUGAGAUGGGAUGGUGAUGUCUCCAUGAGGGAAGCUCCACUCACUCAUCCUGUCAUGUACACCACACUGUUCUUGGCCGGGCCAUUCAUCUAAGAUGGGAUAUACCCUAUGAAACAGGGAGAAGACUUAUGGACCCCAAACAUCAUUUCAAGUUGUAGAUGAGUUUUUAAAAGUACAGACAUACAUGCAAAACUUCUUUGCUUUGGACCCUCUGCGUUGUUUAAAGCUGCUGUGUUGCUAACCCAGAACUGCUCCAGUGUGUUGACGGAUCAUCAUGGCUUCAGUUUGGAAGAGACUGCAGCGCGUAGGAAAACAUGCCUCUAAGUUCCAGUUUGUGGCCUCCUACCAGGAGCUGAUGGUUGAGUGCACCAAGAAAUGGCAGCCAGAUAAAUUGGUGGUAGUUUGGACAAGAAGAAGCCGAAGGAAGUCUUCUAAGGCUCAUAGCUGGCAACCUGGAAUAAAAAAUCCAUACCGUGGUGUUGUAGUAUGGCCUGUUCCUGAAAACAUUGAAAUCACUGUGACACUUUUUAAGGAUCCUCAUGCAGAGGAAUUUGAAGAUAAAGAGUGGACAUUUGUCAUCGAAAAUGAAUCUCCUUCUGGUCGAAGGAAAGCUCUUGCUACUAGCAGCAUCAACAUGAAACAGUAUGCAAGCCCUAUGCCAACUCAGACUGAUGUCAAGUUAAAAUUCAAGCCAUUAUCUAAAAAAGUUGUAUCUGCCACUCUCCAGUUUUCAUUAUCUUGCAUUUUCCUCCGGGAAGGAAAAGCCACGGAUGAAGACAUGCAAAGUUUGGCUAGUUUGAUGAGUAUGAAGCAGGCUGAUAUUGGGAAUUUAGAUGACUUUGAAGAAGAUAAUGAAGAAGAUGAUGAGAACCGAGUGGACCAAGAGGAAAAGGCAGCAAAAAUUACAGAAAUUGUAAACCAAUUGAAUGCUCUGAGCAGCUUAGAUGAAGAUCAAGAUGACUGCAUAAAGCAAGCAAAUAUGCCUUCAGCUAAAUCAGCCAGUUCCUCUGAAGAGCUUAUCAACAAACUUAACUUUUUGGAUGAAGCAGAAAAGGAUUUGGCCACUGUGAAUUUAAAUCCAUUUGGUGAUCCUGAUGUAACAGGAUUAAAUCCAUUUGAAGAUCCUGACUCAGAAGAACCAACCACUGAAACAGUAUCACCUAAAAAACCAGAAGAAUCUUUUUAUAAUAACAGCUAUAAUCUCUUCAAAGAGAUGCAAACUCCACAGUAUUUAAACCCAUUUGGUGAACCAGAAACCUUUGAAACUAUAAAGGAUUCUCCUCCCCAAUCAACAAAAAGAAAAAAUAUAAGACCUGUGGACAUGAGCAAGUACCUCUAUGCUGAUAGUUCUAAAACUGAAGAAGAGGAGUUGGAUGAGAAGAAACAAACUAUGGAUAUGUGUAGCUACAUUGAUGAAUCUAAGAGAUCAAAUCCUUUUUAUGAACCUAAACCAACACCUCCUCCAAAUAAUUUGAUAAAUCCAAUUCAAGAACUGGAAAGUGAAAAGAGAGUGAAAAGAAAAGCCCCAGCCCCACCAGUCAUCUCACCAAAGAUGGGAGGAGUAAACGAAAAUACAGUUGUUUCUGCAGGAAAAGAUCUCUCCACUUCUCCUAAGCCAAGUCCUAUACCAAGUCCUAUUUUGGGGCGAAAGCCAAAUGCUAGUCAGUCACUGCUUGUAUGGUGCAAAGAAGUUACGAAAAACUAUCGGGGAGUAAAAAUCACAAAUUUUACUACAUCCUGGAGAAAUGGUUUAUCUUUUUGUGCAAUAUUACACCACUUUAGACCGGAUUUAAUUGACUACAAGUCUCUGAAUCCUCAAGAUAUUAAAGAGAACAACAAAAAGAAAUCACCUUUAUGGUGGGCAUGCUGCAAAGCAUAUGAUGGAUUUGCCAGCAUAGGAAUUUCCCGGUUAUUGGAACCUUCUGACAUGGUCUUAUUAGCAAUUCCUGACAAACUGACUGUUAUGACUUAUCUCUAUCAAAUAAGGGCACAUUUCAGUGGCCAAGAACUAAAUGUUGUUCAGAUAGAGGAAAACAGCAGUAAAAGCACAUACAAAGUUGGAAACUAUGAAACAGAUACAAACAGUUCUGUUGAUCAAGAAAAAUUCUAUGCAGAGCUUAGUGAUUUGAAACAGGAACCUGAACUGCAGCAGCCUACCAGCACAGCCGUAGACUUCUUAUCACAGGACGACUCUGUAUUUGUAAAUGAUAGUGGGGUUGGAGAGUCAGAAAGUGAACAUCAGACUCCUGAUGAUCAUCUUAGUCCAAGCACAGCCUCCCCUUACUGUCGCAGGACUAAAAGUGACACAGAACCCCAAAAGUCCCAACAGAGCUCUGGAAGGACUUCAGGUUCCGAUGACCCAGGAAUAUGUUACAGUACGGAUUCAACUCACGCGCAAGUUUUGUUAGGCAAGAAGAGACUAUUGAAAGCUGAGACUUUAGAAUUAAGUGAUUUAUAUGUUUGUGAUAAAAAGAAGGAUGUGUCUCCACCCUUUAUUUGUGAGGUGACAGGUGAGCCAAAGCUUCAGACUCUGGACAUCAGUAGUAACUUGGAGCAAGAAAAAUUAGAGAAUUCUAGACCCUUAGAAUGCAGAACAGAUCCUGAAUCACCUAUCAAAAAAACAAGUUUAUCUCCCACAUCUAAACUUGGAUACUCAUACAAUAGAGAUGCAGAUCUUGUGAAGAAAAAGCAUACUUCCCUGAGGCAGACAGAGUCUGAUCCAGAUGCAGAUAGACCCACUUUAAAUCAUUCAGAUCAUUCUGCAAAAACAGUCCAGCAACGAAUGUUAUCUCGACAAGAAGAACUUAAAGAAAGAGCAAGAGUUCUGCUUGAGCAAGCGAGAAGAGAUGCAGCUUUAAAGGCAGGGAAUAAGCAGAAUACCAACUCAGCCACAGCACUCUGCAACAGGCAGCUAAGUGAUCAGCAAGAUGAAGAGCGACGUCGGCAGCUGAGAGAGAGAGCUCGUCAGCUAAUAGCAGAAGCUCGAUCUGGAGUGAAGAUGUCAGAACUUCCCAGCUAUGGUGAAAUGGCUACGGAAAAGUUGAAAGAAAGGUCAAAGGCAUCUGGAGAUGAAAAUGAUAAUAUUGAGAUAGAUACUAACGAGGAGAUUCCUGAAGGCUUUGUUGUAGGAGAUGGAGAUGAACUUACUAACUUAGAAAAUGACCUUGAUAUUCCCGAACAAAAGACUAAGUUGGUGGACUUGAAGCUGAAGAAGCUCCUAGAAGUUCAGCCACAGGUGGCAAAUUCACUCUCCAGUGCUUCUCAGAAAGUUAUAACCGAGAACUCAGAGCAAGACAUUAAGAAUGGCACAGAAGAUCUCCAGGCUGAACGAUUACAAAAAGCGACAGAAAGAUUUAGAAAUCCUGUUGUGUUCAGCAAGGAUUCUACAGUCAGAAAAACUCAACUUCAAUCUUUCAGUCAAUAUGUUGAGAAUAGACCAGAUAUAAAAAGACAGAGAUCAAUACAGGAAGAUACAAAGAAAGGAAAUGAGGAGAAGGCAGCGAUAACUGAAACUCAGAGGAAGCCAUCAGAAGAUGAAGUGCUUAAUAAAGGGUUCAAAGACACCAGUCAAUAUGUUGUAGGAGAAUUGGCAGCACUAGAGAAUGAGCAAAAGCAAAUUGACACCCGUGCCGCGCUGGUGGAGAAGCGCCUCCGCUAUCUCAUGGACACAGGAAGAAACACCGAAGAAGAAGAAGCUAUGAUGCAGGAAUGGUUUAUGUUAGUUAAUAAGAAAAAUGCCUUAAUAAGGAGAAUGAACCAGCUCUCUCUCCUGGAAAAAGAACAUGACUUAGAACGAAGGUAUGAGCUGCUGAAUCGGGAAUUGCGGGCAAUGCUAGCCAUUGAAGACUGGCAGAAGACUGAGGCCCAGAAGCGACGCGAGCAACUCCUGCUGGAUGAGCUGGUGGCCCUAGUGAACAAGCGUGACGCGCUCGUCAGGGACCUGGAUGCACAAGAAAAGCAGGCCGAAGAAGAAGAUGAGCAUUUGGAGCGAACUCUGGAGCAAAACAAAGGCAAGAUGGCCAAGAAAGAAGAGAAAUGUGUUCUUCAGUAGCAACUGGACCAGACUAUAUCCCAAAAUUUUAGUCUUGGGUCCACAGACCAGAAAGUCAUACUCGUUGUUGAUUUAAAACUUAACAUUUCAUUUGGCUGGAUUGUACUUCUUUGCUACCACCACCACCACCCCUUUUCCUCCCUCCUUUCCAGAUUAAAUAUACAGAGCUCCAACAUAGCUUUGUGUAAGGAUUUUUGUGUGAGUUAAUCAUUUCCUUGAAAUCAUGUGAAAUAGAUUUGCACAGAUACCUUGAGAAUGAUUGGUAUUGGGAGUGUUCGAGGAACUGUUCAAAGAAGAAAGAAAAGAACACCCCUCAUUUUUUGAUGAGAGAAAUUUUAAAACAUUUUUUGUUAAUAGCAUAAUGAUGGUGGGAGGGGGGUCAGAGGGGAAUAAGAAAAAUGUCAUGAAUUAUUUUUUUCCAGUCCUGCCAUAUGUAACCCUGACUCUGUUACCUAAAUUUUAUAGUUAGAUCAUAUUCAAUUUACUUAUUAAACUGUUCUAUUUACCAGUGGGA